UAAGUGCUAAUCUGGCAAUUUCACGCACAUCUAUGUCUCGGUUUGCAGAGAAUGAUCUGAAAAGGAUUAAAAAAAACUCCAGUGGGUAGUGAUUCUCUGGGCAGUAGUGCUAUGUUGAUGACAGAGGACAGAGACCGGACUGGUUUGAGCAAAAGAGGGGCAACAGUUACUCAAAUAACCCAUACAAGCAAGGUAUGUAGAAGAACAUCUUGGAACCAACAACACCUUCAACACUGAAUCAGAUGACCCAUAUUGUGUGCUACUUCUGUCUGCUAAGAACAGGAAACUGAACCCACCAUGCACAAAGGCUCACUAAAACUGGACAACGGAAGAUUGAAAAAACAUUGCCUGCAUCUGAUGAGUCUCCAUUUCUGCUGCAACAUUCAGAUGGUAGGAUCAGGACUUAACAGCAUGAAAGUAAGGCUCCAUCCUGCCUGGUAUCAACACUUACAGCUGGUUUUGUUGCUGUCACAAGUUCUGGAGUGCUUUCUUGGCACACCUCACCUUAGUACCAACUGUGCAUCAUUUAAACAUUGCUGACCAUCUCUUUAUAAUCAUUAUUUCAGUGGUGGAUUACAAACUAUGUUACUACCCUGGUGACCACAACUUCACCAGUGUGUCAGUUGCUUUGUGGUAAUUUGAUUUAUUGGUAAUUUGACAGAGAAUUUACACCAUCAAGAUCAACUAUGGUCACAUCAAGUCCCUGUGCUGUAAAGUCGUCCAAUGGCAAAACCUAAUUUUAAGAGAUUAAGUAUCUUAGUUUAUAUUGCGGUAGCACAUAGAGUUAUAACUGUUCCCUCAUAUGUAGAUUUAUCAAUCAAAAGAAAAUUAAUGAGGAAAAUUUGAUAACCCCUAACCCGAUAUAAAGAUGUUCCAUUAAAAUUAUCACAACAUGACUCCACUAAAAUAGUAACAAAAAAAACAAAACAAAACUGAGGGCCUGUAGACAUUUUAGUUUCUGGGUUUUUGACCUGUAACUCAGCUGCUGUCCUGUAUAUCGUCAUGUGUCAGUGCUUAUUUAAAUGGUAACUUUGGUGCCACAGAAAACUGGCACUAAAAUUAAAAGACCAGGGUGGAUCCUGCAGGAGGCAACUUCCUAGGAAGAUGUUAAUUAAGCUGCGCAUCUAAACAAACUCUUGAUCAUGAGGACUGAUCUUCGACCACCAGCAUGAUCUGUCGUUCAUUGCAAUGCAACACUGCCAUCUAUGGAUAAGACCUCCAGUAGUCCGCUCUGUUUAUCCUCCUGCAUCACGUUGCCGCCUGUGUGCGUCCAGACGCAGCCGCCUGGACGCGCCUGUCAUCUGGAGGAAACUCCUCCCCGCAGACACCGCGUCCCGUCGCCUCUCCAGCGCAAUGGUCUCCUGGAUCAUCUCUAGACUUGUGGUACUUGUGUUUGGUACACUAUAUCCUGCAUACUCAUCCUAUAAAGCUGUCAAGUCAAAAGAUGUGAAGGAAUAUGUGAAAUGGAUGAUGUACUGGAUAAUAUUUGCCCUAUUCACGACUGUGGAAGUAUUUACAGAUAUGUUUCUUUGUUGGCUUCCGUUCUACUAUGAACUAAAGAUCGCCUUUGUGGUGUGGCUGCUGUCCCCUUACACCAAGGGCUCCAGUGUGCUGUACAGGAAGUUCGUUCAUCCCACGCUCUCCUCAAAAGAAAAGGACAUUGAUGAGUAUAUCUGCCAAGCGAAGGACAAAAGCUAUGACACGCUGGUGCAUUAUGGGAGAAAAGGACUGAAUGUUGCGGCCACAGCUGCAGUCAUGGCUGCAACAAAGGGCCAAGGAGUUCUAUCAGACAGACUGAGGAGCUUCAGCAUGCAGGAUCUGUCUUCCUACCAGUCUGACCCCGUUAACAGCGGCUCCGGCACCACGCAGCCUGCAGCAGCACAACACCGGACCAGAACUAUGAUGCGCAGCAAGUCAGAGAGCUACAAGGGGCAGGAUUUUGACAUGACAGAGUUUGAGGUGUUGAGGUUGGAGCAGUGGGACUCCAAGGAGCUUCCAUGCCAGACCCUCUCGACUUCCGAGUCCGAGUCCACACCCAUUACCCCCUCUGUGACGCCCCCGUCCACCCCGCCCUCCACACCCUCUCCACCUCCCACCCCUGCACCUCCGGAGCAGCCCGGCGAGGUGGAGAAGGAGGCGGCUCAGGCGGCGUCCAGCUCUCCACAGCUCAGGCUGGUUAAGAGGAAGGCUCCGGAGCCUCCUCAUAGAGUCUUAAGGCCUCUCACAAGAUCCAGGAGUGCUCUUUCUUCAAACAAUGAAGCCAUGUGAAACUGUCCUCAAGACUCCUCCAGCUGCCUUCGCUGCAAGAUGUAAAAAAUACUGAAUGGCCAAAAGCUACAUGACUGAAGCAGCCUUGCUUUGGAAUAAGGUAUUACCAAAGUGACCUAUGAUGACCCCUCUAUAUACGGUUAUAUAACCAGUGGCUCAUGAUUUUUAAAAAAAACUGAGGUUUGUGACACUGAGAUAGAAAAGGUGAGUGAAUGGGCUCCAUGCUGAUAGACACUUUGAGUUUGUGGGUUAUUGAAUAUGUAUUUAUGUACAGUAUGUGUGUACUUCAUCUUUACGAUUUUUUUGAUAUAUCAGGUCUGGGUCGGCAAUCGCAUGCGUGUCUUCCCGGUCAUUGGUCUGCUGUUGAUUAAACAGAAUGUACUGUCACUGAAAACUACAGCUGGCUCUGAGAGUGACGCUCUCGCUGUAAGAGAAUGUGAAACAAGCCAAGGAUCAAAACAAAAGGCGAGGCUGUUUGAUUGAAUCUGGUCACAUUUGUGGGCAUUUUUUUUUUUUCCCUGCCCCGAUUACUUAUCACAUCUGAGAAGUUACCUAAAAGCAUUUAAUGGCAAGACAGCCUGUAUUUGCAGUAAUGAGAAGUCAGACAGCAGUGACAGACACUUUUCUGUUAUUUACCUCUCUCUCUUCAAGCCUUAAAGAAAGAGACAGCAGAGACGUAAAUGACUCUUCACGUGGUAUUUUCAACACAAUGUUGUCAUUAAACAAUCACUUUGCACUAUGCUUAGAAUAUAAACGACUGCCGUCAAUGCUCUGAAAUGGCCAAAAAUUAGACAAAUUAGUAGCGGAACACUCUCAUUGGUCACUUUAUUGCUAUUUCUGUGGUGACAAAGAAAUAAUUACUUCUUAACAAGUAAGAAUAUCUCUAUCACAGAUAAAAGAGAGAAAAAUAUCACCACAUAAGAGGUUUUCUCACUGGAGCAGACUGUUUUUGACAAUCUACUGUUCAGUUUCGUGGCGCGCUUUGUCAUUUAUUUCAUAAAUUAUUUGGCAACGUAAGGCCGAUUAGGGACGAGUCACUUUUAGGUGUAGCAGGAAUGGGUUAUUACAUGAGUAAAUAUUUACUGUAUAGAAACAUGGUCCUUUCUCCAUGUUUGAAAUCACUGUGUAAUGUUCUGUUGUUAACUGAGCAACACUAAACCCAACGCUCUUACCUUUACUUGCUUCUGCUAUUUUUUUAAGGAAUUCAUGAGAGUGAAUAUAUUGGUUUGCAGGUUUACAAACUUCUAUAUAGGUAAAUAGUGCGUAGCAAUGCGUUGUAUCUUGUCAGCCUGUACUUUAUUGACUGAGCCUGAAACUUGGCAACGAUGUACACAAAACAUCGCUGUGUCGGUCGCUGAUAGGUGGACUCGCGCACUAGAUUUUCCGUCGUAUCUGUAUCAUUUAUGGUGGUUUUAAGUUUGAAACAGAAGCUUCUCAGGUACAACAGUUCUGUUUACACGUCAUUCACUCUGAUGUUGUAGAUACACUUAUUAUGCACAUGAAAUGUCCUUUUAAUGGAUAAAUGGUCGGGGGGGGGGCAGGAAAAAUCUAAUUAUCUGUUUAGUGGUAUCAGUGUUAGUGCUGGAGUUGAUUUCCUUUGAUUAAAAUUCUUGCAAAGUAAAACUGAGGAAAAAAAACACACAUUGCUAAGUUGCAGAUUUGUAUACUUGUGUGUAGAUUGAUAAACUCAUCACUGCAUGAUGUUUGUUAUUAAUUAGUAUGAAAAAUUUCAUUUCUUAAGUGAUUUUGUGUGAAGCUGUUGGCCUCUUCAGACGCCCUGCUGAUGAACAGUGAAUUCUGUUUUUGUUACUUUUGGCUGCUUUCAAAGAACAUUAAAUGUCAUGACCAUCAGUUGGCUACACAUACCCACAAAUUAAAUGUCUUAUUUACUGAUAAAUCGGCCACUUAAGGCUUUAUUCAUGAAGAGACACCGCGAUUCUUUCUAACUUAUCCUAAGCAUUUUUUUUCUGGCAGGCCAGAAUGUCAAAUUUGAACUUGAUUGUGAAUUAUAAAACAAAAAGCAGUGAUGUGAUCACAUAAUGGUUUAUGACUAUCAAUUUAGUGUUUCACUGGUUUAAGUAUUUCUGUUGGUUAAAAUCAAUUUACAGCCAUUAAAUAUGAAGCAAAUCUCUGA
Messenger RNA from Amphiprion ocellaris (clown anemonefish), 4402 nucleotides. It is a transcript of the gene reep1, whose product is annotated as receptor accessory protein 1. Gene Ontology annotation, molecular function: microtubule binding. Bases 1189 to 2268 code for a protein of 359 amino acids. Gene Ontology annotation, biological process: endoplasmic reticulum tubular network organization. The record is from RefSeq and is a predicted model, not a curated record. The transcript is spliced from 8 exons. Gene Ontology annotation, cellular component: endoplasmic reticulum tubular network; endoplasmic reticulum membrane; cytoplasmic microtubule. NCBI's taxonomy places the organism in Eukaryota, Metazoa, Chordata, Actinopteri, Pomacentridae.